Messenger RNA from Melitaea cinxia (Glanville fritillary), 2129 nucleotides. Its product is annotated as peptide transporter family 1-like. Gene Ontology annotation, molecular function: dipeptide transmembrane transporter activity. NCBI's taxonomy places the organism in Eukaryota, Metazoa, Arthropoda, Insecta, Lepidoptera, Nymphalidae. The transcript is spliced from 10 exons. Gene Ontology annotation, cellular component: membrane. The record is from RefSeq and is a predicted model, not a curated record. Gene Ontology annotation, biological process: oligopeptide transport; transmembrane transport. The coding region runs from base 1 to 2037 and encodes 678 amino acids.
AUGGCAAUAUGGGAAUCUUAUGCGGUGGCUCACGAGCUAAGGUGUAAUGUUGUAAAAAGGGAGUUUAUGGUCUUGAAGUCUGGUUUGAAGACCUAUUUAGAGAAAGCAGUAGUCUCGCUCUGUAGCACACCGCUGUGCCGAGUAAAUAAAUUUAAAUGCCUGGGCAACUGGGCUACCGCUAAUUUAAAGGAUGACUAUGAAAUUGAGAGGAAACGUCGCUCUCUGUCCGAUGCAAGUGCUAGCUCGGAGAUUUGCAAGGUAUACGAAGUCAGUCAAAUUAACGCUUUCCAAAGCAUACUCGAGUUAACAAUCCUAGCUCUCCUACUAAUUGCCUUUGGUACCGGCGGCAUUAAGCCUUGUGUGUCGGCAUUCGGCGGAGAUCAGUUUAAAUUGCCAGAACAAGAGAAAUACUUGGGAUACUUUUUCUCGUUGUUCUACUUUUCUAUAAAUGCUGGAAGUUUAAUAUCCACCUUCCUUACACCGAUUUUAAGAGCAGACGUACACUGUUUCGGCGAUAACGAUUGUUAUUCCUUGGCUUUCGGUGUUCCUGGCAUUCUUAUGAUAAUUUCUAUAAUAUUUUUUGUAGCCGGCAAAAGGUUUUACAUAAUGAAAAGUCCUACCGGCAACGUAAUGAGCAGGGUUGCGUCAUGCAUUGGACACGCUGUGUUGAGAUCCUUUCAGAAUAAAGAGAAAAGGGAACACUGGUUGGACCAUGCUGACGACAAAUAUGAUACUAAUCUUAUCGAAGAUGUAAAAGCACUUCUUGGUGUACUAGUAUUAUUCAUACCGCUACCAGUAUUUUGGGCUUUAUUUGAUCAACAAGGUUCUAGAUGGACAUUCCAAGCUGACAGAAUGGAACAGGAUAUUGGCGGUUGGACUCUAAAGGCUGACCAAAUGCAAGUUCUUAAUCCACUUCUAAUCUUAAUCUUCAUCCCACUUUUCGAAGUAGCAAUUUACCCUUGUUUGACAUGGUGCAGACUUAUAAGAAAGCCACUACACAAAAUGAUAUGGGGUGGUAUUUUGGCUGCUUUUGCUUUCGUUAUAUCUGGUAUUGUAGAGCUCAGCCUACUUCCCACGUAUGGUACCCCUGUAUCAGAUGGCUUAGCACAGCUGAGAAUAUAUAAUGGUUAUGAUUGUAACUUUACUUUGAAUAUGAAUGUGCAAAAUAUUACAUACAAUGCUACAAUUGGACCAUUAGGAGCUUAUGAAAAACUAGAUAUUGAAGCUGAUCAAAUUAUUCAACUACCAUAUUCUCUUCGAGGAAUGCCAAACAGUGCGUGUGAAAAUAUAACGUUUAGUAAUACUUUCUCGUUAUUGGAAAAAACAGCUAAUUCUUAUUUUAUAAGUAACAACAAUUUGUACAAUUUUAUUGAUGAUAAUAACAAAGCUAUCGACGGCGUUAAUGUCAGAUUUUUGACCAAUGCUUAUACACCCGUGAAAAUUGAUGUUCAAAGUAAUAAAGGAAAUACAACAACCUUGAGUAUUGCUGGUGAUGAUACAACGCAAAAGACUACGGCAAAGGGAACUUACGACGUUUUAGUAAACAGUCUUGUAGUGUUACCAGAAUUUAAAUUUCAAGCUGGAGCUGUAUACACGAUUAUCAUACAUCAAUCAGAAAACGGGAGCUAUAUGUCCGACGUCGUGACUAUUACUCCUCCGAACACCGUCCAUAUACUCUGGCUGAUACCUCAGUAUGUCAUAAUGACGAUGGGAGAAGUAAUGUUCUCAGUCACAGGUCUCCAGUUUUCAUUCACUCAGGCUCCAGCCAGUAUGAAGUCUGUGCUCCAAUCGAUCUGGUUACUUACGGUUGCCUUCGGCAAUCUUAUUGUAAUCCUCAUCGUCAAAGGAAACUUUUUGGACGCACAGUGGAAAGAAUUUUUCUUAUUCGCGGGACUUAUGUUGCUCGAUAUGUUAAUAUUUAUGACUAUGGCAUUUAGAUGGAAAUACGUGGAACUGAAGGAUAGUACCGAAGAAUUAGCCAUUGAAGAAAUCAAAGUUCCCGACAAAACGAAAGACUUGGAGCAUAAAGAGAACUAGGUGCUAUAUUUUGUUAUGUGUAUAAAUAGUGUUAUAGUUAUGUAACUUGUUAGUAAUUAUAAGUAAAUGAACAAAAUAAAAUAUUAAAGCUC